Daldinia caldariorum is the source of this 1953-nucleotide messenger RNA. RefSeq names its product ribonuclease H-like domain-containing protein. Bases 207 to 1781 code for a protein of 524 amino acids. NCBI's taxonomy places the organism in Eukaryota, Fungi, Ascomycota, Sordariomycetes, Xylariales, Hypoxylaceae. Gene Ontology annotation, biological process: rRNA processing; ribosomal large subunit assembly. Gene Ontology annotation, cellular component: nucleus. The record is from RefSeq and is a predicted model, not a curated record. Gene Ontology annotation, molecular function: nucleic acid binding; exonuclease activity. The transcript is spliced from 2 exons.
CUGUCAUCCUUGCCUAAGUCAGGCUGAGUCUUGUAGAUGUAGGCCUCCUGGUCCACGUAUUCUAUUUAAAAGGCUCGUAACUCCUGAGAAUUUCCACCUUACAAGUUAUAACAAUUCGGAUAUAUCACCAUUUUGAAAAAAAAAAAAAAUAGGAAACGAAAUAAAUUUCUUUAUAAUCUAGAAACGUGAUCGAGCCGAAAAGCAUCAUGUCGCAAGUCGAGGGGUCUCACAGGAAGCGGUGCGAGUGUGCACUGGUCUUUGAUGAUGUGCAAUCGUUAGGAAUUCACAUUCAGGAGACAGGCCAUAUGGAAGGAAAAUGGUGUACGCAAUGUUCCAGGCCAUUUGUUACGAGAGGCGCACUUGCACAGCAUAAAAAGAAGAACUCUAAACACAAGAGCAACGCGACUUCCGCUCCGACUGCGACUGCGACUGCGACUACCACAACUACAAGUACAACUGCAACUGCAACCAGGACUGCCACCGUCGCCGCUGCUCCUGCUGCUGCGUCUAAAACAAAUGCUUACGUCAAAAAGCCUCGGAUAGAUAAGCCUAGCGUUGUUGCAAGCAAUUCCGCAGGCAAGUCCACAAGCGAGUCUGCAGCAGUUACGACCAAGCCUCCCCAUACGUCGCAAAGCGUUAAAGGAGUUAAAGGAAAGAAGACUCCCAAGGGUCCAAAAGUCGUCAUCCCGAAUGGAAGCCAAGCGAUGCAGAGCCCAAAUAUGGCUACCUCUGCCCCCCCGAAGCUUGCUUCAACUAUGUCAUCGGAUCCUGUCACGAGCAAAUAUCCAUGGUCCUCUGGGAAGCAAGCCACGGGUUUGAUAAACUCGUUAACACCCUCUUGUCACAGCCAAGCGUGCUUGACAUCCGAGAAUUAUUACACGGGUGCUUCAGGUACUGGGAAGAAAUGGAAGCAUAUCAGCAUCAGAAGCUUUCUUUCCACCCCCGCAAAAAUUCAAGGCGUCUCAAGACGUAAAGCUCUCGUCGUCGACUGUGAGAUGGUUGGAAUAUCGGGAGGGAGAAGCGAGCUUGCAUACAUUUGCAUCGUCGACCUUUUCACCAGGGAAGUCCUCGUAAAUUCCCUUGUACUUCCCACCGAACUCGUUAGAGACUGGCGCACGAAGUACAGCGGCAUAACGCCGGCCAUGAUGGCUCACGCUAGGGCUAACAACACCGCUCUGAAUGGAUGGCCGACAGCAAGGGCAAAGCUGUUUGAGCUUGCUGAUACGAAUACGAUACUCAUAGGACAUUCGCUCAACAAUGACCUAGAGGCUAUGCAUGUCACCCACCCGAAGGUUGUCGAUUCGGCUAUCCUAGCUGCGGAAGCCGUUUUUGGAAAGGGCAACAGGUUGGGGCGCAGAUGGGGCCUAAAAGUGCUGUGCGAGGAACUUUUAGGUAUCAAGAUACAGUCGUCUAAAAGCGGUCACGACUGCUUGGAAGACACGCUCGCGUCUCGGGAGAUUGUCCUGUGGUGUCUUAAAGAGCGUGAGAAACUAGCAACCUGGGCCAAGGAUGCCUUAGCCAAAUACGAGAUUGAGAAGGAAAAGAGAGAAGAACGCGAAAGGGCCAAGGCACAGGAGAUGGCACUGAAGAAGCAGAAGGAGAGAGAGAAGGAGAGAGAGAAGGAGAGAGAGAAGGAGAAAGAUAUUGAGGAAAUGGAAGCUGAUCGUGACUAUCGGGGCCGUAAUCGUCAAUAUGACGACAGCUUGGUAAUGCCAUGGGAAGAAUAUCUCGAGGCUUGCAACUAUGAUCCCGGGUAUGAUCCCAUGUUUUGGUCUGACUAGAGGAGAUUGGAGGACAAGAAUGGUGGACCGCUGACAAUCCACCAUUUCUCAUCAAAGAGAGAACGUUCUCUAGGUUAGGGUUGUUAGCGCAAGGUCGUGUAUCUAGUCUGAGCUUGACUUGCAAUGUGUUUUCGCCAACAGAAUGCGAAACGUACCUUAGGUUAGGUACCUA